UGGCAGAGGAAAAAUAACUAGGGUUUAAGACGAGUAUUGAAGGUGAAGGCGAGAUAACGUAAUGGCGAAAUUUAACGAGGUGCAGAAGAAGAGGAGAGCAUUAAUCGCAGAGAGUAAGAGAGCAAAACAUGGGGACCCAAAUACUCGUAAGCUUAAGCAGAAGGCCCAACCUCUUUCCAUCUCCGGCAAGCGAAAACGCAAGCUGUUCAAGAAAUGGCGCAGGGAGCAAAAGGAGGCUAUAGAAAAAGGGGUGAUUACAAUGCAGGAUGUGGAGAUGGCUGUAGCUGAUGCUGCUGAUGGGAAAACUCAAGAUGCCAAUAGAACACCUGUUAAAUUUCCCAUGAAGAGCUCAAAACUUAAACUGAAGCAAUUGAAGAAGAAAGGAAAGGGAAAAAGGAAUUCUAAUAAACAAGCUACAGAAGCUUCCGUGGAUGUAAUGGUGGAGUAAGCGAGGGACAUUAGAAUCAUUUUGCUGACUGCUUGAUGGGCAAUAUGUCUUUUUUUUUUUUUUUUUGUUGUUCUGUCCCUACUUUCCUGGGAGUUAACAAGGGCUUGUAAUCUACGUUUGUAUUAGCAUCUGCUACUAGGAAAAAAGGAGGUAGGGGUUCUUAUAGUUCUUCAUGUUAGUGGUUAUAUGUUUGUAUCAUACAAUUUUGUGGAUACUAUGGAUCUUUGGGAUUAAAGAUGUUCUUAAAAGAGCUCAUAACUGAGCCUGUUUGUCAGAGCUAGUCAA
Molecule: messenger RNA, 733 nt
Organism: Nicotiana tabacum (common tobacco)
Lineage: Eukaryota; Viridiplantae; Streptophyta; Magnoliopsida; Solanales; Solanaceae
Source: RefSeq, a predicted model, not a curated record